Lolium rigidum is the source of this 729-nucleotide messenger RNA. RefSeq lists its product as uncharacterized. NCBI's taxonomy places the organism in Eukaryota, Viridiplantae, Streptophyta, Magnoliopsida, Poales, Poaceae. The record is from RefSeq and is a predicted model, not a curated record. The coding region runs from base 1 to 606 and encodes 201 amino acids. The transcript is spliced from 4 exons.
AUGCGUGCCUGCACUAUCCUCCUCCCCUCUCCACAACGCCCACCGCCUUACCCGGAUGGCCGGAUCCCCACCUCCCUCUCCCACGACGAGGAAGUGGCAGGAGAGAUCACCGCGCUGGAUCCUGGAGGAGACGUCAGCGGAGCUACGACGGCGUGCGGCGGCGUUAGACAGAGGCAUCUCUCCGUAUCCCUUCCACGUUCCUAUCUCAGGCUGAUUCUUGUCGAUCUCGCUCACUCGGGGAAUGAACCUGCGUGCUGCCGAAUGAUUUGCAGAUUCUUGGUGAAAUACCCAUUUGAUUUUUUCUUACCAAGGAACGAAACUCGAGGGAAAGGGACUUUGUACAUAAAAAAUCAUUUUCGUCGGUAUAUGCUGGAGAAGAGGCAAAGUUACUCAAAGCUAUAUUAUGCUCAGUACCUAUAUUCUGAAGGUCGGAUCAGGACUUCUAAGGUGCUUUUCUCCUUGCUAGACUACAUGUUCUGCUACAAGACUAUACGUUGCUAUCUUCUAUUCUAUGUGAUGGGCCGUGGUUGGUUUCGAAUGGUUGAGAAUGUUUAUGGUGCCUUCCAGACACCAUUGGUAAUGCUCUUGUGGUGUAUGUCCCGCUAAAAGUUUGUUGCCUCUAAGGCUAUAUGGACAUCUUUCUCCGUUUUCAUGUUAAGCCAUGUCCUCUGAGUUCCCCAAGUUAUUCUGCUAACUUGCUAUUUUGGGAAAUGAAUUUUGGUUCAUGAC